Molecule: messenger RNA, 972 nt
Organism: Anthostomella pinea
Lineage: Eukaryota; Fungi; Ascomycota; Sordariomycetes; Xylariales; Xylariaceae
Source: the annotation of a GenBank genome assembly
AUGGCGGGGUCUGCGGCGUCAUUUGACCGCUUUCCCGAUCUGCCACCGGAGCUGAGGAUCAAGAUCUGGAAGCAGCAUUUCAAUGACAACCAUGGGACACAGAUCCAUAUCUUCCACUCGGCGCCGUCUGGUCCUAGCGAGGGUUUCCAUCACGGGGAGGCAUAUCCAUCAUGCCCACAGUAUAUCGGGCUCGAUGCCGAGACCAACUCAGCAGGCUGUCAUGUUCUUGGGUCGGCAAUGGCUUCUUCGGAGGCACUCGCGAUGUUCCAAGAAAUCUUCGAGAUCGGCAAUAUGGAAUGCUUCCGGUCCAAUGACGGAGACGUGGACCACCAUCUCCUCUAUAGGCUCUUCAGACGGCAUACCGAUGAGCACUAUUCCAUUUUCAGCGGAUCGCCCGACCAAGUUCUUCGUUCCAUCUUCGAGGCCAUGCUGUCGGAAGACUUGCGCAGAGCGAGGACGCACUUCGCUAUGAACCGUGAACGAGACCUCAUCUACAUCAUCGACGACGAAGUCAGCAUCAUUUUGACCAAACUCUGUGAGGCUCCGUGGAUGCACAGGGCCAAGCGGGUUGCUUUCCUGAUACGGAACUUCCAGACACCGCCAGCAGAUCGACUGUCCCGUUGGGUCAAGUGGCACAGUCUGAUCACCAACCCACCCCCUAACGUGCGACAGCUUUUGGAGGGACCGCAUAUCGAGGAGAUCCUGCUCGUCGUGGUUCCAAUGAUCACCGAGUCACAGGCGCGAGAACAACAGCCCGACGAUUAUGGGUUUGCGGAGUUCCGCUACGGGGAGGUCCCGCUGGAAAUGUUGACUGCUGAGGACCAAGCCGUCGUGGAAAAUCAUUCAAGAUCGAUCGCCAUGAGAUUCCAGGAGUACAUGCCAAACCUGCGAGGCGAGAACAAGAUCCGUUGCGUGAUGGAUACAGCGGCGAUGACUUGCGCAUAUCUCAUGUUCGAUAUCACGAGCAACUGA